AUGGCACCCCUGUUGCCGGUCACCCUGGCCCUCCCUGCCCGGAUCCGCCUGGCCCAGGGGCUGGCACUGGCCGGCGGCCUCACCCUGGCCUCGGGCGGGCACCUCCUGGCCCAGCUGUGGCAUCUGAGCCCCUUCUUGGGCCCCUUCCCGCCUCUCGCGGCCCUGGCCUCGGGUGCCCUCACUCUGGCCGCCGGCCUGGCCGGAGCUGCCCGGGCCUCUCUGGCCGCUGCCCGCUGGAGAGGCGUGCUGGGGCCGCUCCUGCUCGCCGGGGCGGGUGGAGGUGGGGGGUUGCCGGCCCUGGCACUGGGGUUGGCCCUAGGGGUGCCCGGCGGGCUGGGCGAGGCCCUGGAGUUAGGCCUGGGGUCAGCCCUGGCUCACUACAAGGACACUCUCCAGGUGCCCGGGUACUGCCACACCAAGCGACUGAUGGAUGAGCUGCAGCUGAGCUACCACUGCUGCGGGCGGCACGGCCCCAGGGAUUGGUUCGCCGUCCAGUGGGUCAGCAGCCGCUACCUGGACCUCCGGAAUCAGGACGUGGCGGAGUGA
Messenger RNA from Tachyglossus aculeatus (Australian echidna), 546 nucleotides. It is a transcript of the gene ROM1, whose product is annotated as retinal outer segment membrane protein 1. Gene Ontology annotation, cellular component: membrane. Lineage: Eukaryota; Metazoa; Chordata; Mammalia; Monotremata; Tachyglossidae. The record is from RefSeq and is a predicted model, not a curated record.